AUGGAAACCCUCAACCCCUCCGACCUCGUGGCCCGCCUCGCCAGCGACGAAGAUGCCGUCCGCAAAAUGGCCGCCUUCAAACUCCAGGGCAGCAUCGGCGACCCCUCGUUCGCCGACAUCUUCAUCGCGGAAGGCGGGCUGAGUAAACUGAGGUAUUUGAUUUUGACGACGACGGGGAAUACGUUGGCAUACAGCCUUACGAGCUUUGCACGGUUGUUGGAGGUUGAUAAAGGCUGGGAGUUUGUGGAUGAGGAGGUUGUUGAGAGGAUAGUUCAUUUGAUCGUGACGCAUCCGCUCGUCAAUAUCCUCCGUGGAGCAAUGGCCAUGCUCGUCUCGAUUGUGUCGCAUCCUCACAUUCCUCGAUCCGAGUCCGAACAAUCACCACCCGAAGAAAAAGAGGUUUAUGGCUUCCGAGCCCUCAAACCCGCCAUUGACAAACAUCCACAAUUUCUCGAGAUGCUAGUCAGCAGAUUAUCAUCCGCCGAUCAUGCGCUAUGCGCUAAUGCAUUACAGCUGAUCAAUUCAUUAAUGCGCGACUCCAUCACCAACGACGAAGAGUCGGAGUGGCCGAAAUUCAUCAAAAGAUUACAGGAUUUAGGGGUCAUUCGGGCAGUAUAUAUCCUGAUGCAAGGGAGUGCGUUGCAGGAUCAUGCGCAUCCUUUAAUUGAGUUUCAGUCUUUGACGAAAUUGUUGUUGAGGAAGUGGAAGAAUGUGCCUGUGGAUUUGGAAAAGCCGGAUCAUAGACGCGCGCUGAAGGGGAUUCAUUUGGCCAGCAACCCAGCAAAGAAGGAAUCAGGUGGUAGUAGUGCUGGUGGUUCGUCCGAGAAUAGUGCUACUGCGGGUGAGAACGAUAUCAAGAAAUCACGCAAACAUAACCCGGAGAAAUGGCGACGACUUGGGUUUCAGAGUGAAAGCCCCGCUGCGGAGUUUCAUGAAAUGGGAUUUUUGGGCAUGAUGGACUUGACGGACUACGUACGGAAACACCAAGAUGAUUUUCAGAAAAUGUUGUUGGAACAAUCUGCGAAACCGGCUGAACAGCGAUGUCCUAUUGCCAGGGCGUCGUUGGCGGUUACAUCUGUGCUAUAUGAGCAUUUCGAGGUGGAAAAGUCAGCCACGGAUGAUGCAAAGAGUUAUCUAGUGCUGGAGUCACGGUCGAAUUUCGACAAGGUCUUUAAGCCGUUAUUACUGCAUUGGUCACGUAUCCAUGUUGCGUCUUUGCAGGCUUUCUUUCGUCUGUGGAAAGCGACCAGUGCCGAAGUUGCCGAUUUCGACAAGAUUGUGGAAUUAGUGCGCAUCCUGGUAGAAUCUGUUGUCGGCGGCGCACCACGCACAAAGGAUGUGCAGGACGUUGAAGAGGAGCUAGAUGACUUUGAAUAUCAGCGCCUACGUGAAUUGCAAAUGGAAUUGCUUGAACUGACAUACGAAGAUGCCUGGGGCCAGCAUUUGAGACAAGUCCGGGAUGAAUUGCAGCAUGAAGCAUUACAAUUCGUAAAAGAGCAGAGAAUCCGAUGUCUUUUACAGGGAGCUUGGUUUCCGAAUGAGCCUGUCUCGUCGCCGAGGCCAGAGGACUCAAGCCCUAUCAAAACCGCGGACUCGAAGAAUAAGCAGUCACAAGGGUACAAAUACGUGCAAUUGUCGCAUAAUAGGAGAUAUUUGCAUUUUAGUGAUUUUGACGCCAUCAAAGAGACGGCGCCUGCAUUGGAUAGUCUGUCUAACAAGAUCGACCUAUCUAUCGUCUCUUCGGUUGUUUCAAACGUCUCAGCUUCAUCAGAUGACUCUUCCGGAUCAACCAUCAAGACAACUCCUGGCAACGGCAACUCUUCAUCUCUCCACCCUCCACCGGGCACAUCCUCAUCCUCAGCGACAACGACAUCAUCCACCAAAAUUACUAUCCAUGGCUACGCACCCACAAUCGCCUCAUCAUCUGGCCCCAAAUCACUGGCAACCACCAACAAAGAAUCCGGCCACACAAGGACCGGCAGCAAAACAACACAACGCGAAAUCCCGCUCUUGACACUCCGUCCGCAAAAUCACAGUAUCGCCUCGGAAUGGUUAGACGGGUUGCUCAUGCUCCUGAACCAACAACCCAUCACAUCUGAGACAAACAAACUUGUGAAUCUGAUCAGCAAUUAUGGCCUCAAAAUCAGAUUGUUGAACGUGAGGUUCGAUGAUGCGGCAUUUGUGGGAGAGACACCCAAGAUCCCGAGUAGGGAGGGACUAGAUGAGGAUUAUUAUUAUGAUGUCUUUGGGGGUGUUUAA
Molecule: messenger RNA, 2259 nt
Organism: Talaromyces marneffei
Lineage: Eukaryota; Fungi; Ascomycota; Eurotiomycetes; Eurotiales; Trichocomaceae
Exons: 3
Coding region: 1-2259 (752 amino acids)
Biological process (GO): actin filament organization; cell motility
Cellular component (GO): plasma membrane
Source: RefSeq, a predicted model, not a curated record